GAUUACCUGUUAAUACAAGUCAGCAUGAUUAUGAUUUUGAUGACAAACGAGGAUUUGAUGAUGAACAGGAUUCUGAUUCUUUGAAUGAGGAUAGCCAAGAUCCAAAUAAUCCAUUAAUGACUUCUGAGGAUGGUGUUGCUUGUAUUUAUAAUGUAGCUAGUAUAGAUACUGAAAAAGCUCUUGAGAUUUUUGAUCUUAAAAAUAUUCAGUAUUCUUAUAAAGAUGGAACCACCUCACCUGAAUUAAUAGCGAUGACACAUACAUCAGUAGACUUUGACAACAAUCUUUUCAAAAAAAUAUUUGAGGCAAAUGAUUUGUCUUCAGAUACAAAUAUGUUAAAUAAUGAAGUAGCUCAAGGAUUAAUUCAAGAAAAAUCAGGAUGUCUUGUCAAAUUCUGGCAUUAUAUGCCUGAAGAUCUUGAAAAUUCCAUUCAAAAUAAUUUAAAAAGUAUAAUCACAGCAGAGGAUAUCUUAGAUUUAAUCGCAAGAAAAUUAAUUACCCAUAUGUAUUUUUAUUAUCAUUCAGAGCAGCUUCUGAUAGUAUUAUGA
Molecule: messenger RNA, 548 nt
Organism: Cetraspora pellucida
Lineage: Eukaryota; Fungi; Glomeromycota; Glomeromycetes; Diversisporales; Gigasporaceae
Source: the annotation of a GenBank genome assembly